AAAGUCUCCGCCCUACUGCUAGUCUGAGGCCGUCGGCUUCCUCUGAAGCGCUUGGCUGUCCAUAAGCUGCUAAAUGUUUCUUUUAUUCCUUUAUAUUUCCAACAGACAAUAGGAAAAUAGAUAUUAUUCGAGGACAGAAGUACCACUGUGGAGUUGAAAGAUCGAGGGAUACCUUCCUGACGGAUUUGCGUCGGCGCUGUGGCACAUUUGUUCAGUACUUUAGCUCCAGAAGCUAGCGGUUGACGAGAGUGGAAGCAUCGGCACGAGCUGAUUUGACUUUGCUCCCAUGGAUGGCAAGAAUAUGAGCAUCUAAUCAACACUUGGUAUCAUGGCUCCACUCUCGCCCUGACCUCUUGGUUCACCCAGGAUCCAAAAUGAGCAUAAGCAGUGAUGAGGUCAAUUUCCUGGUGUACAGAUACCUGCAGGAGUCAGGCUUCUCCCACUCAGCGUUCACCUUUGGCAUAGAGAGCCAUAUCAGCCAGUCCAACAUCAACGGAGCUCUGGUGCCCCCUGCUGCCCUCAUCUCCAUCAUCCAGAAAGGCCUGCAGUAUGUGGAGGCUGAAGUCAGCAUCAAUGAGGACGGUACGCUGUUUGAUGGACGACCGAUCGAGUCGCUGUCGUUGAUUGAUGCAGUGAUGCCAGAUGUGGUGCAAACGAGGCAGCAGGUGUAUAAGGAUAAGCUGGCUCAGCAGCAAGCUGCUGCCGCCUCCAGCGCCACAGCAGCCACCGCUGCCAAGAACGGAGAAAACACGGCUAAUGGAGAGGAGAACGGAUCUCACACGCUGUCUAACCACCACUCAGACAUGAUGGAGGUGGACAGGGCGGUGGAGAUCCCAGCCAGUAAAGCAAUGGUGCUGCGGGGCCACGAGUCUGAGGUCUUCAUCUGUGCUUGGAACCCCGUCAGUGAUCUGCUGGCCUCUGGCUCUGGAGACUCAACCGCAAGGAUCUGGAACCUGAGUGAAAGCAGCGCGGGAGGAUCCACUCAGCUGGUGCUGCGGCACUGCAUUCGGGAGGGGGGGCAGGAUGUACCCAGUAACAAAGACGUCACCUCACUGGAUUGGAAUAGUGAAGGUACACUUCUUGCCACAGGAUCUUAUGAUGGAUUUGCCAGAAUAUGGACUAAAGAUGGUAAUCUUGCCAGUACACUGGGGCAGCACAAAGGUCCCAUAUUUGCUUUAAAGUGGAACAAGAAAGGAAAUUUUAUCCUCAGCGCUGGUGUUGAUAAGACCACCAUUAUUUGGGACGCACACACAGGAGAGGCCAAACAGCAGUUUCCAUUCCAUUCAGCUCCAGCUCUGGACGUGGACUGGCAGAGCAACAACACGUUUGCCUCCUGCAGCACGGACAUGUGCAUUCACGUGUGUAAACUGGGCCAGGACCGACCAGUUAAAACAUUCCAGGGCCACACAAAUGAAGUCAAUGCAAUCAAAUGGGACCCAACAGGAAAUCUCUUGGCCUCCUGCUCUGAUGACAUGACGCUAAAGCUAUGGAGCAUGAAACAAGACACUUGUGUUCAUGACCUGCAAGCCCACAAUAAGGAGAUCUACACCAUCAAAUGGAGCCCUACUGGCCCUGGAACCAACAAUCCCAAUGCCAACCUCAUGCUGGCCAGUGCGUCGUUCGAUUCGACGGUGCGUCUGUGGGAUGCAGAACGUGGCGCCUGCAUCCACACACUGACCAAACACCAGGAACCCGUCUACAGCGUGGCAUUCAGCCCAGACGGGCGGCACCUGGCCAGCGGUUCCUUUGACAAGUGUGUCCAUAUCUGGAACACGCAGAGUGGUGCUUUAGUCAACAGCUACAGGGGGACGGGAGGGAUUUUUGAAGUAUGCUGGAACUCCACUGGAGACAAAGUGGGCGCGAGUGCAUCAGAUGGAUCGGUUUGUGUAUUAGACCUAAGGAAAUGACGCUGCCGCUGGGAAGCCAUGGACCGACUAUGAAUGUGUGCAUAGCCAAAUUUACCGACUGUCCCUGGCCCAUCAUCACCAUCAUCAUCAUCAUCCUUCACUGCUGUAGUCCACGCGUGAGGUGCUAGACCACAGCCCAGACCAACGGCCCCUCAACUCCAUCGCAAAACACGGACCCGUGAUGCUUACGACACAAAAUCGGCGUGCUUGAGAACUGUUAUAUACAGACACGCUGGACACAUGAGAAAUACACCGCAUAUGCACACAAACACACAGACACGCACACCUUUCAUUAGUUCCUGUGUUCAUCAUUCCAAACCCAGAGGGCCGAGGUCCACGCCGCUGUCGUGUGCAUAUUGUACACGUCAGCGCUUCAGCGACGGUUUAGGUGUAACUGCAUGAGCUGACGAGCAGAGCUGUUGAAUACGGCGGCUGUACUCGUGGCCGUAUGAUAUUGACAAUUCAGAGUAUUGGCACUGUAUGUUUAGUGGCUCUGCGACUUUGGAACUGUUCUCCAAAAUGCUCAAGGAUUUUUUUUUUUUUUUUUUUUUUGCCAAACUUUGAGAUAAUUUGAUCUUUUUUUUAACUACAGAGUUAUAAGAGUACAGAAAGCCUAUUAAAUUACUCAACUAUAUUUUCUAAAACGAAUGCCCUGUGUUAUUUUCUACAACCUAUGCAAAACCGAACUUGCAGUGCAUGAAUGGGAGAAACUCGUAGGUGAAGCCUGUACGUUAAAACAUCUGAUAGGCCCACCCUAAACAAAACUGGCACAUUCAGUCUCGCUGUUACAGAAAACAUAGCUAUCAGGUUAUUCAUUCCUUUUUUGGGAGUUCACGAUUGUCCUCCUACAUCAUUUAAAAAUGUUUAUUACAAAGAUUUGAUGUUCUUUCUUUAGUCCUGCUUUUCUAUAGAGGUCUGAUCCGGUCUGGUCAUUACACUUUCAGCGCUGCAGUGAAUUGGUAUGUGUGUGACUGUAACAGCACUAGUAUGUAUGGCUUCACGCGAGUGACUGAAUUAUGGGUCGGUUCAAGUCAGGUCGAGGUGCCGUUUUGCUCACUAUUUUUGUUUGUAACAACAUGACGUCGUUGCGCAGUGAUGGUAUGGGUGUAUACACAAACUGACGUAGAGAACGUAAAUGUGACCACAGGGAUUUUUACUUUUACAUGCUACUGUUAUAUAGGAUGGAUUUUAACGUAAACUCCGUUUGGGAUUUCUCUUCAGGUGACGGCACGUUGAUUUAGAGUUCGCUAGAUGCUGUCACGUGUCCUUAUAAAAUACCAUUAGACAGUCAUAGUCCAGAGAAGCAGCUUUUAUCCAGCACACUCACGUCGCCUCUCAGCACUUUAGAUGUACUCCCAUGAAAUCCAAUGAGCACUUAAAACAUUUUUUUUUUUUAUCUUUUGGACUGAAAUUACUUGAGUGACAUUAAACAUUUACUUGAAUGAACCAGGUCUUCUGAUGAUUAUUAGAGGGUGAGGCGGCUGGUUUGAACUUAUGUAACAGUAUUUUUAUUUCUUUUUUUUUUUUUCUUUUCAAUAUUAAAAUGUAGUCCAAAAUGCUAACACAUGCCUUUCUCUCCCCACGGAUCAACUAUAAUUUGCAUCCCCUCUUAAGAUUAUCAAAAUGUCCUGAUUUUUCUUUUUGUUUUUUGUUUUUUUUUAAAGAUGAGUAUUUUGAAGCUUGCUCUAAUAUAAUCAACCAGUAGAUUGUACGAAAAUAUGCUAUUUAUUAUAUUGUCUAUGACAGUGGAAUGGUAUUUUAUAAUGUUUUAAUUUUAAAGAGAUCUACUUUUUACAGUGUGCGUGCAAGCAUUUGCUUCUCUCGGUCCUCAAAGCCUAGCACUCUGUCCACGGCCCUUUGAAAUUUUGUACUUUGAAAUCUUUUGUAAUUCUACUGUUGUUUUUAGCUCUAAGCAAAAGCACGUACAUGGGCAUAUCAAAACAUCUUGGACCAUGUAAAUACUUGUUCAGUAAAUACAAAUACUUGUUUUGUUUUUUUUUUGUCUCACUUUAGGUAAUUUUUAAUCUAGUUUUUUUUUUCCUCUCUUUCUUUUUUAGUUCUUUUUUCUGUUUCGCUCACUCUCUAGCAGAAAUCACUCACUGCAAUGUUGAUUUGACUGUUGUGAUUUGAGUCAGAUCAAAUGAAAAGUCCAGAAUAAAAUAUAUUUUGAUA
This is a messenger RNA of Labeo rohita (rohu), 4079 nucleotides long. It is a transcript of the gene tbl1xr1b, whose product is annotated as TBL1X/Y related 1b. The record is from RefSeq and is a predicted model, not a curated record. The transcript has 16 exons. Gene Ontology annotation, biological process: regulation of transcription by RNA polymerase II. The coding region runs from base 375 to 1907 and encodes 510 amino acids. Gene Ontology annotation, cellular component: histone deacetylase complex. Gene Ontology annotation, molecular function: protein binding; transcription corepressor activity. Lineage: Eukaryota; Metazoa; Chordata; Actinopteri; Cypriniformes; Cyprinidae.